AUGAGUGUAUCAACGCGGAAAGAAUACUCGAGCAUAUUCUACAACAACUUAGGAAUUACUCGGGAGAAUCUAUACGAUUUCUCGGGGGAACUUCAAAUUUCUAAGACAUCUUUUUACCCGAUUGCUUGCGCAAAUUUCAGCGGAAUCAUAGCAGAAGUUCUGAUUUGGAAUUUACACGAAACAAAGUGCGGGUAUAUAGUCAAAGUAUACUCGGGAUCAGGUAAAAUUAUAUCAGGAUACUACUGGAGAACUUCUUUCAAUUUACUUUCUUUCGAUUGGGUACAAAAUGAUACCUUGUUAUUCGUUUUUGAAAACGGGCAAGUGUUCAGUUAUGGAAGUGGAAGACACCACAUUCCCAGAAAAGUAUUACAUCUUUCGAAUUUAUCGAUUUAUGGUGUUGCGUUCUAUAACAAAGGUUUCGUGGCAACAACAAGGCGAGGUUCUCUCGUGAAAGUAUCUUGUGGGGACAAAAUUGUGAAGUUUGUGAAAAUGACUUUAAACACACAAGAAAAUGUACAAUGCCUAGCUAUUAAAGAAUGCGUUACGGGUACAGGGAAAGAUGAUUUGUAUAUUGCAACAGAUUCUGGAGUAUCAUAUUUUAGACAUAUAACUUGUAUGACUCAGAUUCACAGAAAACUAAUUCAUAGCAUUCGUUUAAGUCAUGUACAAAAUUUUUUAGCAGUGUAUCAAAGAAAUGGUAUUUUAUCAGUAUUUGACGAAAAUCUAGGAAAGAUUUUAUACCAAGUGAAUUUAAAAAUUCUUGAUCCCCCAAUACAAAUUGCAUGGGUCGCAUCAGCCGCCGUAGCUCUUACGUGGAGUGAAAAAACUAUUUUGGUUGGAAAUGAGUGUAAGAUAUUGGAAAUACAUGGACGUACAUCUAUUUUUCAGGAUUGUGAUGGUAUGCGCAUGAUUUCUAAUUAUUAUCAUGAUUUUCUCCGUCCGUUACAAGGAUCAUGUGACCUCCAUUUCUAUGCUGAGGAGACCAGUACUACGGAGGUUUUCGUAUAUGAUCUUUUAAGAACAUUAUCAGCUGAUGAUAGUAAGCCCUUUCAGACGAAGAAAAGUGAGGAUUUAAUCUCGAUAAAUGACCAUUUUGCUAUGGCACAGUUUGUGUUUGACCGAGAUGAACAGAAAAGAUACAUUGAGAAAGCUGUUCUAGGUUCAACUAUGCUGUGUCAGACAAAUUUAUUUCAUGUAAAAAAAGCUGUGGUAAAAUGCUGCUCCUUGUUACGUAAACUCAACCAUUUACGACAUCCUUCUAUUGGUAUGCCAUUUACUGCAGUACAGUAUAAAUUGAUAUGUAAGCAGCUUUUGUUGAGGCGAUUAUUAAUUUUUGGAAGCCAUGCACUAGCCAUGAGAAUGUUUGAGAGUGAUUCCCUUAAAAGAAGCCAAAUACUGUUGGAUUUGAUUCGUUCGCCUUCAAAUGGAAAAGGGCACUCGGAAAAGUUGUUCCUCCUGUGGAAGAAGUUUCCAGAUAUAUUAUUGUGUGACUUAAUCGAACGUCCCAAAAUUACAAAUCGUCAAAAAUAUCAGAUUGUUCAACUAGAUCACAGAGCUCAUCUACAAGUAGAUUUAUCUUCUGAUGAAUUUAUGAUUGAAGCCAUGAGUAAGGCUAUUUGUUCCAAGGACAUUGAUGCACAAUACUUCACUAUUUUCAAGUUUCUUUUGAAUAAGUCUGGAUCUAGCCUGGAAUAUUUUCUGCAGCAAAAUUUUUUUUUCAAUAUUCUCUACUAUAGAUAUAAUGUAAGAAGCUUGCUUAUACCAUCAUUAAAGCAGAAGUUCAGAGAUGAAGUAAACAAGGCUGAAUUUCAUGAAUAUUUUGGAACAGUGUUCAAGGCUAAUAUGUCCCAGAGUACUUUGAAUGUGAAGGGAAGUGACAACAAAUUUUUAAACUCAUUGAAGGAUCAAAAUUUUGGUAUUCUUCAGAGUUACAUGGAACUGUUUGAGGACGGUAUAAUUUCUGUCCGGACAGUGAGCCUUAGAAAGUUAAUUAUUUUACUUGUGUUGCUAGGACGAGUGAAUUUAGUUACAAAAUUUUGCGAUAAAUAUAUGUUUUCUGAACGACAUUACACCUUCCUUAAGGUGAAAAGUGCAUGCAAAACAAAAUCAUGGGACUCUCUAUAUGAUAUGGACGCAAAAAGCAUUAAUAUCCUUUCUUUCAUCGCACUCCUGAAAAAGUAUAGGGCUCCUGAAAAUAGAAUAUCUUUUUACGAAGCACAGACGAAAACAGAAAAUACUCCCAAACUCUUAGAGGGUACAUUGUUAGAAGCUCAAAAAGCUGCAUCUGUUCUGUCUGAAUCUCGGCACAACCUGACCUCCAAGGCAACAGAAUACAUGCGGGCAUUCAACUAUUACACAUGA
Molecule: messenger RNA, 2361 nt
Organism: Bathycoccus prasinos
Lineage: Eukaryota; Viridiplantae; Chlorophyta; Mamiellophyceae; Mamiellales; Bathycoccaceae
Exons: 1
Coding region: 1-2361 (786 amino acids)
Biological process (GO): endosomal transport; intracellular protein transport; vacuole fusion, non-autophagic
Cellular component (GO): lysosomal membrane; cytoplasm; endosome
Molecular function (GO): actin binding
Source: RefSeq, a predicted model, not a curated record